UCAUGCCUGUGACGAACACGGACGAAGAAGCGAAGCCAGUGUUGGCGCCCUUAUCUUGGCUUCCCGCUGUAUCGCAUCGAAACUCUUGGCUCCGCGGCGUUCGAUUGAAGCACUCUUCGGAGUGACAUCGUCAAUGGGGACGAAGCCAGAUUCGCAGCUGGUUUCUUCCGGAUCCGACUCGCCUUCUUUGUGAUUCCUGAUUGUUUGACCGCCCGUGGAAGGUGCUCUCUCGCACGCAUGUCGUGUUUUAAGCUGUGUUGUACUCAGUCUUCCUCGAGUUCCGACCUUCAUACUUUUAGUGCCAUCCACGUGACUCUCAUUCUGGCUCGUCUCGAAUGUUACCUCUGGAGUUACUAAGGGAGAGAGCUCAUUCUCAUGAAAACGUUAUCGAAGUCGGUUUGAACUGAUAACCUCGAUCUUUGACCUUGGCGGUUCAUUGUUUUCAAGAUGCCACGAGGCUCUGCGUGAUGCAGGUGCAUCAUGAGCAUUUUUGAUUUUUACGGAGGGCCUCUAUAAGCGGAAACGGGGAGAGCCCCACUUACAUUUACUGAAGUUGCAUCUUGAAGAGUUCUAGGUCUUCAAUUAAGCAGCUGAAGUGUCUCCAUUAAUCUUCGCCGGCCUCGGUUAUAUCUUUUGCUCAAUUCUGCCUCCAUUCCCGGCUAAUCAUUGAAAUGUGAUGUUUUGCCGAUGUUAUGGGGUGUCGCUUGGAACAAUCAGAAGCAUGAGAUUCGAGAGCUAGAAUUUUUCUUCUCUGCAAAUUGUGCGGCUUUGCAAAGAGACUCACAAUUGUUUCUUCAGGAAACUCUACCUGUGUUGCUUGGCCGGUUGAUUGAAUCUGAGCAUGUGGUCGUCAGCUCCUGCGCUUCUUGAGUUGGUUGAGUAAAUUUCGUGAGUCCUGUAGAGACUUGUGGCGAGUUGCUGUGUCAUCAUAAGCAGACAUUUGCGGCUAUGGCGGUUAAUUUGAUAUCCGCCAACCUUUCCAAGAAGUCUUGUGACUUUCCGCAGGGAUGCACUUCUCCCCGCGAAACUUCCAACUGUUUCAGAAAAACAUCAGCCUUUGGAAGUCCUUCACUUUCUGGAAAACACAGAAAUUCGCAGUGGGAAGGAUUCGAAGUUAUUCUACAGGGUUUACGGUCUUCACACUCUUUGAAGAAACUUGAAAGAAAACAACCCUUGUUACGGAGUAGCUACACGGGAUAUGGCAGUCUAGUGCAGGACUUUGGGACAGCCAUUGCUAGACAGUCUGAGCUAGAGACGGAACAGGGAAACCCAGGGAGGGGGGGAUCAGGUUCUCUAGGUGAGAAUUCUUGCACCGUCUCUUCACCCAGAAUUAGGGUUUUUCAUAGUGGUACAAUUCUGAGGAAUCCCAAGUCGUUUUCUGGGUUCUGGAAGAAUAGAAAGCAAUUUCGCGUUGCUCCAAUUUGCGGUGUUGAUAGUGGAGUUGCUUCGGAGGUUAUCCUUGAGGUUCCCUCUACCAACUUACCCUCGCAUACUCCUGGUUCAGUUAUACUACAAUCGGCCAGCUACAUUGAAUCUUUAGCGUUGCCAGUGACAGAGCAACGUAACAAAAGCUCCAAGGCAAUCCAAACUUCAAACCCUGUGAAGAAGCCCGUUCCAGAUUCGGAAGAUCUGACCGAGGUGAAUUCCUCCCGGCCAGGACAAUUAGUUGAAUGCUUUCAAGUUGAAGGCGGAAGAAUACUUUCUGGAGACGUGCAAAUUUCUGGGGCGAAAAACUCCGCUUUGGCUGUGCUUGCUGGUGCUAUUUGCUCCGAAGGGCAAGUUCAUUUGGAGAUGAUUCCUGACCUCCACGACAUUCGCCGCAUGUUUCAAGUCUUGAUGUCUGUAGGGGUCAAUGUUAAGAGAACUUCUACUGGAUUCAUGAUCGAUGCAAGGCAUUUGACAUCGGUAGAGCCAUGUCCGGAGACCGUGCGAAAGCUAAGGGCUAGUUUCUUUGUGAUUGGUUCCCUCCUUGGUCGGAAGGGAGAGGCCAUUGUUCCACUGCCUGGGGGUUGUAACAUUGGUGCACGUCCUAUCGAUCUCCACGUUCGAGGUUUGGAAGCUCUCGGUGCCGAGGUUGAGAUUAGGCAAGGCAAAGUCUUCGCUCGGGCACACAAUGGCAAAAACCUCACCGGUGGCAGUUUCUGUCUAGAUUAUCCCAGUGUAGGCGCUACGGAGACGCUCAUGAUGGCUGCUGCACUCGCAGACGGCUACACCACCUUAUCUAAUGUCGCUCAGGAACCAGAAGUAGUAGACCUUGCGAAUUUUUUGAUAUCAUGCGGGGCAUGUAUACAAGGAGCUGGAACCAGCACUUUGAGUAUUAAAGGAUCACGUAAACUUCACGGUACAGAGUACCGAGUCAUACCCGAUCGGAUUGAAGCUGGAACCUUCUUAAUAGCUGCCGCAAUUACUCGAUCUUCAAUUUCCGUGAAUUCGGUCAUUCCCAAACAUUUGACAUCAGUGAUGGAGAAACUUCUCACAAUUGGUUGCCGAAUUCAACAAACGCGGUCGGAUUCACUUCAUAUAGAUUGUACUGAGAUGCUUAGAAGCUGCAACGUGAAGACUCUUCCAUAUCCAGGCUUCCCUACUGAUUUGCAACCGCAGCUGAUGUCCCUUCUAACUACUUGCUCUGGGCAAAGUCUUUUAGAGGAGACAGUUUUUGAAGGUCGCAUGCGUCAUGCGGAGGAGCUACAGAAACUUGGAGCCGACCUGAAAGUGAGUGGUAACAUUGCUAUCAUCAAUGGCCAAGGCGUGGGCAGCUCGCUGUAUGGAGCACCUGUCUUGGCAACUGACUUGAGGGCAGGAGCAGCUCUAGUCUUGGCUGGAAUGUCAGCUGAUGGAACCACACACAUACAGGGAGUCGGACAUAUUGAUCGCGGAUAUGAGAAGCUUGAUAAAAAAUUUCGGCUAUUAGGUGCUUCCAUACAAAGGAUACGUUGCCUUCCCGCGGAGCUGACGCUGUAAUACAUUAGUGGUGUAAACGUAAACUUAUUAUUUUGUGCAACUCAACAACCAACCUUGUGGAGGAUAGUUGGAAGUCCCUAAAGAUGGGCAAGGUCUCUUUCGACAGGUGACGUUCGAGUUCUUCGGUUGGAGGAUUGCCGUUUGGCUUUAAGCAUUCGACAUCUUGUAAACUGGUUUGGUAAUUUCAUAGAUCGUCAAUUGGAGUUCAGCGAUUCAUUUUUCAUUUUUGGAUCGCACACCCAGAUCUUGUGAUGGUAUACUUCAGCUCUGGCUCAAUUUAUGCUUUUGAAUCAUUCUUCAUUGUUUGUACAGAACCAAUCUGCACCUUGGGAUUUCUCCGACAUUAGUGUUGAACCUGCCUUAAUGGUGCGAAAGGAUUACGUUUCGUGUGUUGAUGUCAUCUGAUUAGUUGAACAUCAGAAACUGAACACAUUUUUGUAUUGAGUGACAUUCUGGAGAUUGCCGAAAGGCUCCUUUGUUAGAAAGUAGGUAGUGCGUAAAAGGUUUUGAAAUGCAGAAUAGUUCUCUGAUAGAUGAUGUUUUGUGGUCUCUCUGAUGUGCUGUAACAUUGUACUAUUAUAUCCUGGUGGUGAAUAUUUCAUCUUCAGGAAGAGUAUUGUAUGGAUUAGUGGUUUUAAUGCGCUUCUUAGCAACCAGUUCGUUUUGUUUCAA
Molecule: messenger RNA, 3633 nt
Organism: Physcomitrium patens
Lineage: Eukaryota; Viridiplantae; Streptophyta; Bryopsida; Funariales; Funariaceae
Source: RefSeq, a predicted model, not a curated record